Branchiostoma floridae (Florida lancelet) is the source of this 3532-nucleotide messenger RNA. RefSeq names its product solute carrier organic anion transporter family member 2A1-like. Gene Ontology annotation, cellular component: membrane. The transcript has 14 exons. Lineage: Eukaryota; Metazoa; Chordata; Leptocardii; Amphioxiformes; Branchiostomatidae. The record is from RefSeq and is a predicted model, not a curated record. Gene Ontology annotation, molecular function: protein binding. Bases 630 to 2858 code for a protein of 742 amino acids. Gene Ontology annotation, biological process: sodium-independent organic anion transport; transmembrane transport.
UCUGUGAUCUCAUGAGCCACUUGUAUGGAUAUUUUGUUUCUUCCAACGACCUCAGUUUUGAUCCUCGAAUACUAAGAAAUGGGUGAACAUGGACAUGGACAUACACGUAGGUCAGAUUACUUGCAAUGGCAAAUGGUUGCACUGAAACAUCGUCAGGAGAAAGUUAUGAUCACAGAUCGUUCAAUUCAUAAAUUGCUACAUACAUACAAUAUUUCAGUUUUUGAGGAUGUGAACUAUCUUAAAACUCUCACAUAAUCUGAUGAACGCCGGUAUAGUUGAACCCUGACAGUGGGUUUACUGAGCAAAUAGCUGUGACAUGCUGAAAUUACGACCAUAGUAGCCGCCAGUAUUUAGUCAUGCACGGUUGAGCGAAGCUGUCAUGUUGUUUACCACUCUCACCUGACUCGACUGCUCUAUAAAACUCACCUUGCUAUGCCGCAAAUAGCCCAUUCAGCUCUCGGCGUCGCACGGCAGAGGGUGGCUGAGAUUUAACUUGGGAACUGCUAGUAUCUCAUAGCUACGUACAGUCUUCCACUCAUAUCUGUGAUUCUUUUCGGUACAGAAAUAGCAAGAAGGAUCUGAGACCGAACGAGAAACUCGUCCUGUCACAUACAUAUUUAAGAUAAAAGAUGCCGACUGAUCAGGAAAAAGGCACGGCAGGGCGAGGAUCGUCCUAUGACGUCAAAGUCGACGGGAGUGGAUCUAACUUCACUAAUGGCUACCAUGGCGAGAAGUCUGACGGGAAACCUGGCGGUGACGAGGAGGCUGCCGUGGUGUCGUGUGGACUGGGCGGCUGGAGGCCCGACUGUAUCCAGAAGUGCGCCAACCCCAAGAUGUUCUGUUUCGUCCUGGCGUGGUUCAUGUUCUUUGAGGGCCUGAUGUACAGCGGGUUCUUCAAAGGUGCGAUCACGUCCCUGGAGAAGCAGUUCCGCAUGACAAGCUCCGUCAGCGGAACUCUCGCGACAGUUGCCGAGAUUACGACCGUCAUCGUCGUCAGCGUCGUGACGUACAUGGGAGGAAAGUCUCACAGACCGGUCAUCGUGGGGAUCGGCUCCAUCCUACUUGGUGUCGGUGCGAUCCUCACGGGCGUCACCCAUUGGUGGGUGGAGAUCUACGACUACGGUGGUGCCGGUCAAAACCUGACCACCAAUCAGUGCACAGCCGGAAACGGAAGUGACGCUUGUGACCAAGGCGUGUCUACUGGCCUUCAUCCCCUGUUCCCGGUCCUUGUGGUGGCGCAGAUCAUCAUCGGACUCGGGAACACCCCCAUGAUGACACUUGGUAUCUCCUACAUGGAUGAUCAUGUGAAGAAGGCAGAUUCACCCCUUUAUCUUGCGUGUUGCUGGCUGAUGCUGGUGUUAGCCCCGGCCGUGGGCUUCCUCCUGUCCGCUAUUACUCUCACCUGGUGGGUGGACGUGGACCGUGUGGAUGUCUCAACCGUCGCCAUCACACCUCUAGACCCGCGGUGGCUGGGAGCAUGGUGGCUCGGGUUCCUGUUCUCCGGCGGACUGCUCAUCAUGAUGGGCGUGCCGUUCUUCUGCUUCCCGAGGGCGCUGAAAAAGCCAAACGAUGACUGGGACGACAUUAUGCCGGACGCACCGAAGAUGAUAGACACCGGAAAAGAAGGCCCCAAAGAGAUAUUAAUCGGGAUGUUCCGUGCCUCGAAGAGGAUCUUGACCAACUUCAUCUACAUGGGCAUCACCUUCAUGCAGGUGGCGGCGCUGAGUGUGACCUACGCCUUCGGUGUCUUCAUGCCCAAGUUCCUGGAGUCUCACUUCCAGCUCGCCGCUUCGGACGCCAACAGUCUCAUAGGCCUUGCUACCAUACCAGGAGCGGCUGUAGGACUGUUCUUCGGAGGCGCCAUAACCAUGAAGUUAAAGUGGAAAUCCGUCCGCUGUAUCAACUUCUGCAUGGUGACCAAUAUAGCGGUGGUUAUCAUGUACGGCGGGCUGUGGGCCUUCACCUGCGACAACCCCUACAUCCCGGGACUCACCUUGCCUUAUCGCAGUGAGAACCCAGCGAAUGGUAUCAACCUCCAGGCGCAGUGUAACACCAACUGCAGCUGCUCUGCCGAGCGGUUUGACCCGGUGUGUGGAACGGACUGGAUGACGUACUACUCGCCCUGCCAUGCGGGAUGCGCCGGUACUACAUACACCGGUCCCAUACCAGCAAACUACACAGACUGCAGCUGUGUCAUGGCUCCCACGUUCAGUGCCACACCAGGGAAGUGUUACACCGCGUGCUCAGCCAAGGCGCAGGGUUUCGUCGCCCUCAUGUUCUUCAUGGCGUUCCUGGCGGCGGCGGGACAGGCGCCUGCGUUUAUAGUUUUACUCAGAUCCGUGUCAGAGGCGGACAAGUCGUUUGCACUGGGCAUCAACUACAUGGCGCAGAGACUGUUUGCGAGCAUCCCUAGCCCCAUCUACUUCGGGGCGGCCAUCGACGGAGCCUGCCUCCUGUGGCAGACGACUUGCGGUCAGCGCGGCAACUGUUGGCUUUACGACAACACCCGUUUUCGGCAGUCCUACCUGGGUCUGGCCACUGCACUGCAGCUCCUCUCCAUCGUGUUCCUGGUCGGGGUGUGGAUCGCCAUCUACCAGCGGCAGCGCAAGAAGGACGCUAAAGAUCUAGAAGAUGGGGAAAAUGGUGAAGCGUCUGGUCAAACCCAGGACAAGAGACCGAUGUGGCCUCUAAGCCUGUUCCAGAGGCCCAUGUCCCGCAGGCAGUACAGCGAGGAGAGAAUCGGCCCCUAUGCGCUGUACGAUCCCAGAAGCCUGACUUACUCCACGGACACGAUCAACCAGGGUUACAGUAGUAAUGGGAUGGCAAAUCCAGCGUUUGUAUUGGAAACAACCACGUAAUCCUUGUCAAGUCACUUCUGAUUGCAACAUUGCAGCGUGGUAACGUUAGAAGUAUUAAAAGCACAUAGAGACUCAGAGACAUUUGCGUUUACUGAAAAGAAAGUGUAUAUCAUUUGGAAUCACCAUUAUUUGGAAGCGGCUUUAUUUGGAAGCAUCUCUAUAAAUAGCUUUUUCUCGGACAAAGUCACUGUGACUGUCCUAUUCAAACUGCUUGUGAAAUCAUAUAACAUGACCUGUACACUGUUUCAAUUAGUGAUGGUUAUAUUGUACAUAUUGACUUUCAGGUUACAAUGAGAAUGAUUUAUUCCUUGCUAUACAGGAAAGUAUUAUUCUGGCGUUUUCCUAGUAUAUUCUUUUAUUUGACGUUUAAGUAUGGUGUAUGUACGAACAUCUGUAAUAAGGUAACAACAUGAUUGCUUUACCAAAGUUGUCCAGUAUCCAAGUUAUGCUACCGUACGGUACAUGUCCACCCCUACUCUUGGUUGAUUUUGUAUUACUCUUUUUUAACCAAGCAGACUAUCAGCACUAAUGGCGCACAAAGUGUACCGCAUAUGUAUGUCAUGUCACAAUAUGGCAAUGGCGAUGUGUGUACUCAGUACCUCAUGAUAAAUUACCACGUUUAAAAACGUAAAACUGUUCUAUAUAUACCAGUAAUACAUGCCAUCUAUGCUGUU